ACCCCGAUACUGGAAUGGAUAUUGAGAUACUCCGCCGCUGCAGCCGUGCCAAACUGCAUUUUCAGCGCUUUUCAUUUCGUUGUUUUUUUUUUUGUUGUUUGUUGUUUUUUAUCUGCCCGAAAGCUGUAAAUAUCCGCGAGAUUUACAACGCCAGCGAGCCGCGACUUUCGGCAUCGGUAUCGGGGUAUCAGUAUCGUUUGGCGUACUCCGAUUCGUACUCGGAAUCGCCAGCAGCAGCGGCAUCUGGCUGCGGGGUAUCGCUUUUGAGCGCAGCACAUCAUUCGGCCAGCGAUUCGCCAAUGCAGAUACUGUAUCUGCGGCCAGCAGCUACUAAAUCGAAUACAGUCAACAGCUAAAAUCCCCAUAUAUAUAUCUAUAUAUCCCCAUACAUACUUGUACAUCACGGUCCAUCGUCUCCGUUGUCGUUGUCGUCGUGCUCCACUUGUGCCCAUUGUUGGUUCUGCUGUCACCGUAACUCACAAUUGAAUUGUUCCUUUGUUCUGUCCCGUCCAGAAAAGAGAACCGCUGCCGAAUUUCGCAUAAUUGGCUGGCUUUUAAGUUGGCCGCCAGACCAAGUGUCGCCGCUAAAAAGAUACAUCUACACAUUGAUCCUCGAAGUAUUGAAUACUGAGUACUGAGUACUGAGCACACCAUGCUGGUGCCGCCGGACAUGAUGGCCGCACAAACGCGCAUGGUCUAUCAGAUGAAUCGAUUCUGCGAGGAGAGGGUUCAGGCGAGGAUGUUCAAGACGGCCACCGCCAUACGGGAGAUCUGCAAGAUCGUCCAGGACAUCCUCAAGGAGGUUGAGCUGCAGGAGCCGCGCUUCAUCUCCAGCCUCGUCGAGUGCAAUGGCAGAUUCGAGGGCGUGGAGGUGAUAUCGCCGAAUGAAUUCGAGAUAGUGCUGUAUCUGAAUCAAAUGGGCGUCUUCAACUUCGUGGACGAUGGCACCUUGCCGGGCUGUGCGGUCUUGAAGCUGAGCGAUGGACGCAAGCGGUCCAUGUCCUUGUGGGUGGAGUUCAUCACGGCCAGUGGCUAUCUGUCCUCGCGCAAGAUACGCGCCCGUUUCCAAACUCUGGUGGCACAGGCCUGCGAGAAAAGUGUCUAUCGCGACCUGGUCAAAAUGAUGGGCGACACCAGCGAGGUGAAGUUGCGCAUACGCGAACGAUAUGUGGUGCAGAUUACGCCGGCCUUUAAGUGCUCCGGCAUCUGGCCAAGAUCGGCGGCCCACUGGCCGGUGCCACAUCUGCCCUGGCCGCAUCCCAACCUCGUGGCGGAGGUGAAGACGGAGGGUUUCGAUCUGCUGUCCAAGGAGAGCGUCGUCAUGCAGAACAAGAGCAACAAUGCCGCCAGCAUGGAGGGCGAUGCCUGGGUGCUCAGCUUCUUCGAGGCCGAAAAUCGCCUGCUGCAAGGUGGCUGUCGCCGUCGCUGUCUGAGCAUGCUGAAGACCCUGCGGGACAGGCAUCUGGAUUUGCCAGGCAAUCCCAUUAGCGCCUACCACCUGAAGAACCUGCUGCUCUACGAGUGCGAGAAGCAUCCGCGCGACUUUGAGUGGGACGAGAGCUGCAUCGCCGAUCGCAUCAAUGGCAUAUUCCUGCAGCUGAUAUCCUGCCUGCAGUACCGCCGCUGUCCCCACUACUUCCUGCCCGCACUGGACAUGUUCAAGGGCAAAUCCCCCAGUGCUUUGGAGCAGGCGGCCAAGCAGGUGUGGCGACUGACCCGCGAACUUCUCACAAAUGCCAACGCCUUUGAGAAGUUGUAAGGGUUUAGAGUUCACGAUGGGUCCAUAUAGUGAGGAAUACUGGGGUAUACUUUAUCAUUAGUUGGUGCCACACUCUUAGAGUGCUUGGCUAUCGUUGCUCUUGUUGUCUUGUGUUUUUUUUACCCAUUUAUAGUUUUAUAUUUUUCUGGUACUCCUUGGAUUAGCUGCUUUUGUUAACUUAACCAACUUUCUCUGGCUUCGUAUCGAUCCAUCGAAAGUGGGGGAGUGUGGAUGUGCAUGGGAUGAAAGAUACAUGUGAUGAAAGAUACAUGUGAUAAAAGAUACAUGUGCGAGUAGAUACGUACGCAUGGAUACAGCUCCUUGGCGGCCAUUUUGUGCCAUGUCCGUGUGCCUGUGUCUGUGCCUGUCUGUGUGCGCCUGAGUGUGUGUGCGUGUGUGUGAGUGUGUGUGAGUGUGUGUGAGUGUGUGUGCGUGUGUGUGAGUGUGUGUGUGUGCGAAAGUGUUAAUGCGAAGAUGCGAGAUAAGUCCACUCCCCAUUCGACUUAACUCGACUCAACUCAACUCGACUCGACUGGAUUCGAGAUAUAUAUCUGCCCAUCCAGGCGUUCCGGCUAAGCCUCGAAUAUUGUUUUUAAUAACUCGCCCCCCUCCCCUCUCCCCUCUUCCCCCUCCCCUCACGAUGCAUCCUUUGUUUAGCCGGCGAACAAUGGACUCGCCGGAUGGAAAAAUCGAGAAAUCGAGAAAAAACGAAAAAUCGCAAGAGGAAAAAUGAGCAUUUGUGCAGGCGGCUCCUUUUACACGGUGGCCAUACACACUCGACGUAUACGAUUGUUUCACAGUUCGCAGAUCCUAGAUCAAAGCAAAACGAAACACAACAACAUAUAAUAUAUACAUAUAAUGCAAAAAAACAAAAAACAAAAAAACACAAAAAAAAGAAGAGGGAGACACAGAUUCCAAUUGAUUGUUUCAAGUCCAACUUUACAUUGUUAUUUCUUUUUGUAUCUACUACUACUUAUCGUAUAUAAUACAUAGGUCGAUGUCUAUUAUGCGAUGCCUAACAUUUACCACGAUUAUCCGCAGUGUGUUUUUAAGUAACGACAUAAUCCUAGAUUGCUUAAGUAAAACUAAAUGCUUGAAUAAAUUCAAGGAUAGCCAAAGGCAA
Messenger RNA from Drosophila yakuba, 2882 nucleotides. Its product is annotated as protein mab-21-like. Bases 653 to 1759 code for a protein of 368 amino acids. The transcript is spliced from 3 exons. Lineage: Eukaryota; Metazoa; Arthropoda; Insecta; Diptera; Drosophilidae. The record is from RefSeq and is a predicted model, not a curated record.